Artibeus jamaicensis (Jamaican fruit-eating bat) is the source of this 1378-nucleotide messenger RNA. RefSeq names its product epidermal retinol dehydrogenase 2-like. The record is from RefSeq and is a predicted model, not a curated record. Gene Ontology annotation, biological process: retinal metabolic process; retinol metabolic process. The transcript has 7 exons. Gene Ontology annotation, molecular function: all-trans-retinol dehydrogenase (NAD+) activity. Bases 227 to 1141 code for a protein of 304 amino acids. Gene Ontology annotation, cellular component: lipid droplet. NCBI's taxonomy places the organism in Eukaryota, Metazoa, Chordata, Mammalia, Chiroptera, Phyllostomidae.
CCGCAGCCCAGUCCUGCGAGAUCCAAGCGACCCGGGCCUUAGCGCGGGCGGGGGACGCGGAGCUCGGGGCCAGCCGGAAAGGGCGCUGCACCUCGGAGCGAGCGCCAGGCUACAGCGUCCCAGCGGCUCAAGAUGCCCAGGCCGCCGCCGAGCCCCGCAAGGGUGAACUGCUAGCCUCCUUCCCCGACCCAGAGCAGAGGGUGUCAAUCAGAAUAUAGCUCCCAACAUGGACUCCGCAAAGCAAUUUUUAACUGUCUUCGGAAAAUCACUGUUUGUUCUUCUGGAGACUCUGGUUUUUACUGUAAUUCCAAAGCCAAGGAAGAGUGUUGCUGGUGAAAUCGUACUCAUAACAGGUGCUGGGAGUGGACUUGGAAGGCUCUUAGCCCUCAAAUUCGCCCGCCUCAAAGCUGUGCUUGUUCUCUGGGAUGUCAACAAGGAGGGGAAUGAGGAGACAUGCAGGAUGGUUCGGGACGAGGGAGGCACAAGAGCCUAUGCCUAUACCUGUGACUGCAGUCAGAAGGAAGAAGUGUACAGAGUAGCUGAUCAGGUUAAAAAAGAAGUUGGUGACGUGACCAUCCUAAUCAACAAUGCUGGGAUCGUAACAGGCAAAAAGUUCCUCAAUUGCCCAGAUGAGCUUAUGGAAAAGUCUUUCGAUGUGAAUUUCAAAGCACAUCUAUGGACUUAUAAAGCCUUUCUGCCUGCUAUGAUUGCUAAUAACCAUGGACAUUUGGUUUGCAUUUCAAGUUCAGCUGGAUUACUUGGAGUAAAUGGACUGGCAGAUUAUUGUGCAAGUAAGUUUGCAGCCUUUGGAUUUGCUGAAUCUAUAUUUAUGGAACUAUCUGCUCAGAAAAUAACAGGGAUCAAAACCACUAUUGUGUGCCCAUUUUUUAUAAAAACUGGAAUGUUUGAAGGUUGUACUACUGACUGUCCUUCUCUGUUACCAAUUUUGGAGCCAGAAUACGUAGUCCGAAAGAUAGUAGAUGCUAUCCUGCAGGAAAAAACGUACUUGUAUAUACCAAGGUUUAUAUACUUCAUGGUGUUUCUAAAAAGUAUCUUGCCCAACAAGAUAGGACUGCUCUUGGUUGAAUAUAUGGGCAUCUUCAGUGUAAUGAAUGGCUUCGUUGGAAAGAAAAAGAACUAAAAACCAAAGAGGAAGAACUCUAUUGCUGAUGUCAUCUGAUACCCAGUGCUACACAUUGCUUAUUUCAAUGAAGAAAAGGAUUUUUGUCUGAUAGAGUAUACCUGGAGACUUUGAGUAUCAUCCUUGUUCUAUCUGGACUAGUAUUUUCCAUCAAUACUUUUGAAAAUACCAGUAAUAUCGCUAUCUGCUUUUAUGUUGAGUUUUUUAAAAUUAAUAAAAAACAGCUCUUUUUUUUCA